This is a messenger RNA of Ixodes scapularis (black-legged tick), 381 nucleotides long. RefSeq lists its product as uncharacterized. The transcript is spliced from 5 exons. The record is from RefSeq and is a predicted model, not a curated record. NCBI's taxonomy places the organism in Eukaryota, Metazoa, Arthropoda, Arachnida, Ixodida, Ixodidae. The coding region runs from base 1 to 381 and encodes 126 amino acids.
AUGUCGAAAGGAGCGUGUUCCUCGAUUACCACCAGAGAGCGGAACACAUGCAUGAAACUUAUCGAAAGCGUAGGGCAGAUCGCAUGCGGUAUGACAGGACAAGGUAAUUAUAGAUGGAUGAGUAUCGGGAAUUGUUGGGUUGUUUGUACGAAAGGCGUCCAAUAUUUGACUAUUCCCCAUAAGGAAUGUGAACGAAUACUUGACAUCGGUUUCUGGGCGGUGUACCAGAAGGAGAAUAAUGGUGAACUGCCGCCGUACGGAUUUCAGGACUGCGAAGAAGAAGAUAUAGCAAGACUAACAAUGUGGCGUGAUGACUGGAAGCGUUAUGAAGAGAAUGCCAAAGAAUAUCUGUGCUCACAAGAGUUAAAUAAGAUUGUUUGA